Rotaria sordida is the source of this 255-nucleotide messenger RNA. The record is from the annotation of a GenBank genome assembly. NCBI's taxonomy places the organism in Eukaryota, Metazoa, Rotifera, Eurotatoria, Philodinida, Philodinidae.
AUGGCCUCAUUAAGACAAAAUGAUAAUCAAAAUAUUGAAGAUGAAACAAUCACUUCAAGAGAAAAAGUAUCAACAACAACAACAACAGUCAAUGAAAUUUCAUUAAGAAAUAAACCAUUAAAGAAAUGUUUUUUACCACCACCGACGAUUCUUGAUAAUAUUAUCAAAACGAAAAAACGAAAAAAUAAUAUCGGAGAAAAAUAUUUAUUUCAAAAUUAUUCUCAUCAAUAUGAAAACAAAAACAAUAUAAAGUAA